Molecule: messenger RNA, 285 nt
Organism: Saccharomyces paradoxus
Lineage: Eukaryota; Fungi; Ascomycota; Saccharomycetes; Saccharomycetales; Saccharomycetaceae
Exons: 2
Coding region: 1-285 (94 amino acids)
Source: RefSeq, a predicted model, not a curated record
AUGUGGUUUUAUGCAUCAAAUAAGUUUUCAUCAUUUUCUUUCCUCUCACAGUGUAUAAUUGACUUGCUGGGAUGCAGACAUAUUUGUGCAUGCUGUUCAACAUUGUUGUAUACUUUAGAUUAUUAUGCAUUUGUUUCUGUAUGUGGUGUACGGAUUGAGUACUACUAUAUUAAUUGUCAACGAUUCCAUAUGUUAACGAAGGUUCUUGCCAAGAACACAUCUUACAUAAAACUUACAGUCAGACAUUCCCAAAAUCAUACCGUUUCAUCUAUUGAGCACACAUAA